AUGGGUGGCGGAAAGUGUGGAAUGUUGGAGAAGAUUCGGAGAUUUGUACGGACGCUUCAUUUCUUAAUAAUGAUGGUGGCGUCGUUAUUGAUCCUGUGGCUUCCGGUUUUGGUAGCGAUUGGUGAUAUAUUGGUUCCUUGUUUGUUAUUAUCGAGUUUUGUUUGUGUUAGAUGUUAUAGUUUUCAGGAGCAUUUGAAUCGCUAUGAUUUUAGAAGCUCGUUGACGGAUGUGCCUGUAGUUUCUGCUAUCAGAUCGGUUAUAAUCAUAUGUGUUUAUAUGAUGUAUGAUGGGCAAUAUCUAGGAACUGUGACAUUAUGCUCCAUAAUUUCGAUUCUUGUUUUAUCGUUUAAAGCGUGUGUUUUCACCGUAAAUUCCCAUUUUGAGGCUGAAAGUUCAUCGUCUCUUUCGAAGCAAAGGCUUCAUCUGAAGAUAUCAUGGGGGAUGAAUGUUUUAUUCUUGUCAUCUGUGGUUUUUGCUCUUGGGCAUACUGUUGUUGCUUAUAGAACAAGUUGUAGAGCACGAAGGAAGCUUAUGUUUAAUCGAGUUGAUCCUGAUUCGGUAUGGUCUUGUCCGUCCUUAGUCUCAGGUCAAACUAAACUCCCGCGAUCUUCAACUUAUGCUGACAUGUCACGUAAAACGGAUAACAAGAUUAAACAAAAACCAUCGCGUGUAGAUCACAAUGAGCGCGAACUACCGAUCAGAUUACUAGCUGACGCGGACAGUUUAUUCAUGGUUUGGAACACUCUCACAAUUCAUUACAAACUUAACAUACCAAACCCACCAUCGCGCACACUAUCGUCAACAACUCUACUCGAUAACCCAUCGUUAAAUUCGGUUACAAAAACCCAACAUCAUCUUAAAAAGAGUUAUAGCAUUCAGUUUCAAGAUUCAUCUCUAUAUGCUCCAUUAUUAGAUGGAACAAAUUCUCAUGAAGAAAUGUCAGUUCUUAAUGUGGAUGAAGGAAAUAUUAAUGGGUAUUUUUCGAGUAAAACCGCACUAAAAGUUCCGGAUGUAAGUGGGAAAUUUGGGGUUGUUUUAGUACAUGGUUUUGGCGGUGGAGUGUUCUCGUGGCGACAUGUAAUGGCGGUGAUGUCGCGGCAGGUAAAUUGCGUUGUUGCUUCGUUUGACCGUCCUGGUUGGGGGUUGACUUCUAGACCGAGGCGAGAUGAUUGGGAGGCGAAUAAGUUGGCUAAUCCUUACAUGCUUGAUACACAGGUUGACAUGCUGAUUUAUUUCUGUAAAGAAAUGGGAUUUUCUUCUGUGGUGCUUGUUGGUCAUGAUGAUGGUGGUCUUCUUGCACUAAAGGCUGCACAAAGAGUCCAGUCAUCAACAAAUCCUGUUGAUGUUAAAAUUAAAGGGGUAGUAUUGCUUACGGUAUGCUUAUCGAGAGAAGUGGUUCCCGGAUUGGCUAAAAUACUCAUGCGCACAACUUUUGGGAAGAAAAACUUGGUUCAUUCGUUACUCAGGACCGAAAUCGGUCAAGUUGUUAACCGAAGGGCGUGGUAUGAUGCGACCAAACUAACGACCGAUGUUUUAAGCCUCUACAAGGCGCCGCUAUACGUUGAAGGCUGGGAUGAAUCGUUGUAUGAAAUCGGUAAAUUAUCAUCCGAUACGGUCCUUACAGAAGAAAAUGCAUCCUCAUUGGUGAAAGCAGUUGAAGACACUCCAGUUAUGGUUAUUGCAGGAGCUGAGGAUGCACUUGUUUCUCUCAAAUCUGUUCAAACCAUGGCAUCUAAGUUUGUAAAUUCUAGACUAGUUGCGAUAUCGGGUUGUGGUCAUCUUCCUCAUGAGGAGUGUCCCGAGGUGUUACUUGCAGCAAUGUUACCGUUCAUCAGUAAACUAUCGAGUAAGGGAGAUAAAUAGUUUGUUUCUUCUUUUUAAUGAAGUUUUGUUGUAGGGUUUGUAUAGUGUGGUUCAACUGCAAUCACCUCAAACAUCUCUCUCUCUCUCUCUAUGUGUGCAUUUGUAUAUGUAAAUAUCCUGUUAAUUACAUGUACCCAAGUUAUCAUUAAUUUUCAGAAUACU
Molecule: messenger RNA, 2025 nt
Organism: Helianthus annuus (common sunflower)
Lineage: Eukaryota; Viridiplantae; Streptophyta; Magnoliopsida; Asterales; Asteraceae
Exons: 9
Coding region: 1-1863 (620 amino acids)
Molecular function (GO): catalytic activity
Source: RefSeq, a predicted model, not a curated record